Molecule: messenger RNA, 2044 nt
Organism: Mercenaria mercenaria
Lineage: Eukaryota; Metazoa; Mollusca; Bivalvia; Venerida; Veneridae
Exons: 4
Coding region: 452-2044 (530 amino acids)
Source: RefSeq, a predicted model, not a curated record
UAAAUAUAGAGUAAAACUGCUGACCAGUUGAAUAUAGAGUAAAACUGCUGACCGGGCGUGUACCUGUAUAUAUUUAAUGUGUGCAAAGUGCUGACCAGUUAAACGUAGAGUAAAACUGCUGACCAGUUAAAUAUAGAGUAAAACUGCUGACCGGCCGUGUACCUGUAUAUAUUUAAUGUGUGCAAAGUGCUGACCAGUUAAACGUAGAGUAAAACUGCUGACCAGUUAAACGUAGAGUAAAACUGCUGACUGGCCAUGUACCUGUACAUAUGAUAGUUUUUUGUGGUCAGCAAAUUCUCACAUAUCUUAUAUAGCGCUAUAAAGCGUACGAUUACCGUUUUUUUUUUUUAUUCAGGUUAUUGCUCUGGUAAUCGGCGCUAAUGACAUCGGUAGAAGGCCAGCUGUCCAAAUUGUAGAAGAUAUCAAGAGACUAAGCUUCCGUCUGCACACCAUGUCUCCGAGUACAACAGUCCUGGUGUCCGAGAUCCUACCAAGGGGACGCGAUUUGUUCCAAGUGCAAACCCCCGACCGUGUAACUGCAGAGACUGUGUUUCUAGACGACUGGAAUGCUGUUGCUACUGAAGUCAACAACAUGCUGCACGUGCUUUCUAAGUCUACCAGUUGGUUCCAGACUAUCAGUCAGUGGGACUUUCACUCUUUAUUUGGCGCUGCUCGUCGGUUUCUGGGGAGAGAUGGACUACACCUCAAUAUCGAAGGCACUGAGAAGUUGGCCAACAUCAUCGAAACAGCAAUGGAGUCCGUACCGGCAGUUUCCGUACCCACGUAUUCUCCGAGUCGUGAGCCAGAGGCUACGUGCAUCGCACCUCCGGGAAGACCAAAUCAACCGUCACCGUCCGAUCAUCAGCAAUCCCAUGGUUGGUCCAAGGUUCAUAGGAUAGGUCGCAAGUCGUACUCAAGUCGUAAAACAGGUCGUCGGUCGUCUUCACGUCGAAAGUCGGGUGAACAAGCCUCGUCGGGUUCUGUUGGUGGUCAAUCGUUUUUGGUUGAGAGAGCUUUAGAAAACAGGAGAGUCUACGAAGCCGUUCGUGAUCUUCCAUCUGCUCCACUAUCAAACGGCCGGUAUCAAGCACCUGCACCUGCGUCGGUUAGAAGAUCAUCUACUUACCUACAGUCUACAAGUCGUCGCCAUGGUAACGGUUCCUCGCCAAGAGUUACACCUUCAACUAGUUCAUCACAGCGUUGUCGUAGAAAAACUCUUUUCAAUAGUGAUAAGUUUGUUUUGUGUGAAAAUGAAUGUAUGUAUUAUCUGAAUACCGAUGUGUCGUCAAAUCUCGUUGGGGGCGGAGUUGAAACACCAGUGUUUUCGUCCACUGAUAGGGUAUUAUCUUACGGAGAAGCGUCCUGCAUUCUGGAAUCAAACUUGCCUAGCAGCACUACGAAAGAUCCGCCUUACAAGCCUAAAGAAGGAAGCGUGUUUUUAUACUGCGACUCGGGAGAUGCUAACAAGAAAGAUGAUUGGAAAGCGGAUGGGUAUACCUGGCGCCAUAAUGGAAGGAAAGAGUACAAAGUCGAAGGGAAAAUAAUUGAAAGACACUUCUAUAAAAUAAGAAAUAACAAUGUUGUCAGUGGCGACUUUCAAAAACACGUCUUUAGGUUUAUAUCAGAUGGAUAUAAUGGUAAAACAGUUUUGGCCUAUUAUGGUAGCUCUAGCGCAUAUCAAUCGUUGCCGCAUGGAAACAGAAAGCGUAAUACUAGACCGUUCAAACGUACUAAACCUUCAGUCGUAGCAGAAAUUAAAACUAAAGUGACAACAAAAGAUAAUCCUAACGAGGUCCUAGAAAAAAUGAGAUCAGAAAAGUCACCAGAGUCUAAACUGAGGGGUGUUGCUGCUCCUAGAAACCUAAAACAAGUGCAAAACUUAAAACAAAGUGUUCAAAACAAUAAAAAGUUGUCACAUGACGCGAUGUUUGCCUUACAUUUAUUAGUGACUCAAUUAGAUGGAUAUAUAAUAAGUAUCAAAACAACGCCGGAUUUAGAAGUAGUUGUAGGAAAUGCGGAAUUAUUCCAGAAGUUAAAAAACUGA